AUGAAUUUCGAUUUGAACGUUGAGUGUGGAAGUUUCAACGAUAAUGAGAGCCGUGGCAAUGUUAGCUUCCGGGGGAGCGGCAAUAUUUUCUCGGAUGAUGAAACUGAGCUAUCACGCUGCAAUGUUGAAUCUGAACUGCAUGGCAGUAGUAGAGAAACAGCGAAUGAUGGAGAUGACGCUCUAGAGGAGCAAUUAUUUUGCGUCACUAUACAGUUCUCCUCUGAUGGGUCCAUUUCAAACACGCCAUCAUGUGAUCAUAGACUUGAAUCAGAAUUGCAUGCGUCAAGGCUCAAUCUUCUUGAGGAAAUUGAAAAGAGAAAGAUUGCAGAGGAAACUUUUCUUUUGAUGCACAGUCAGUGGGAGAAAAUUAGGAUCCUUAUGUCUGAAGCUGGACUUACUUUUCCUGCUCCUCCUGCUAUUAGUGAUGGCAUGCAGCUCGAGGAUCAGGAAGUGGAUAAAAUGUCCCAGGAAGUUGUUGCUGCUAAAUUUGUUGCUGAAGCAGUUGGAAGGGGUCUAGCACGCGCUGAGGCUGAAGAAACUGCUUCGGCGAUCAUUGAAUUGAAAGACCUGGAGAUCCUCCGGCUACGUGAUAGAUUGCAGUACUAUGAAACUGUUAAUCAUGAAAUGUACCAGAGGAAGCUUGUUGCGUGACAAUGGAACUGGAGAGGAGCCUAGUCGCACAACUGCAUGGAGAUUGAGCCAUUAUAGUAACACGAAAAAGGACUGGAUCGAUGAGGCCUCAAAGGAAGUUUAUGUAAGUGAAUAGUUAAUUAUUGUGUGUAUAUGUAUUUAUGGAAAUUAUAAAUACUAAUAUAAUUUAAUUGUUUAAGAUGAGCUUAUGAAGUUGCAAGCUGAAGACAUUGAAGAUCCUAUGUCAGAAGAUGAAGCUUUUGUCAAAGUUCUUGGUGAAGAAAAAUCGAGCCGACUUCAAGGAUGUGGAGAUGGAUUGAAGCCACCAUCCAAAAGAGGAAAGAUGAUUAAUCUUGAUUUGCAAAAAGAGAAUGAAGAGUUGAAGAAAAAGAAUGAAGAGUUGGCCUCUCGAUUUGAGUCUUUAGAAGCUUAAAUUAACGUGAUCAUGUAUUUACUUGAAUAAGCUUCCGCAUCAAUUUUACAAUUCAAUUCUGUUGUUCUUAUAAAUAAACGUGAUCACACUGUUUUAAAUAAGCUUCUACAUCAAUUUCAUAAUUCAUUUAUUAGAAAUAAAC
Molecule: messenger RNA, 1205 nt
Organism: Salvia miltiorrhiza (redroot sage)
Lineage: Eukaryota; Viridiplantae; Streptophyta; Magnoliopsida; Lamiales; Lamiaceae
Exons: 4
Coding region: 1-651 (216 amino acids)
Source: RefSeq, a predicted model, not a curated record